Messenger RNA from Gongylonema pulchrum, 6204 nucleotides. Lineage: Eukaryota; Metazoa; Nematoda; Chromadorea; Rhabditida; Gongylonematidae. The record is from the annotation of a GenBank genome assembly.
GUGCAAAAGGGUAUUGUUGCUGACCCGGCGCUUCAAGCGGAAUGGUCGAUGAAAAAGCUGGUGUGGGUGCCACACGAAACCGAAGGCUUUGUUGCCGGAAGCAUCAAAGAGGAUCGAGGAGAUGACGCUGUUGUUGAGCUUGUCGAUAGUGGCAAGCGACUGACAUUAAGUAAGGAUGAUUUACAAAAGAUGAAUCCACCAAAAUUCGAUAAAGUGGAGGAUAUGGCCGAGCUGACAUGCCUCAAUGAAGCCUCAGUACUUCACAAUCUUCGGGAGCGCUAUUUUUCAUCUUUAAUUUAUACGUAUUCCGGCUUAUUUUGUGUUGUGAUCAAUCCUUACAAGAAACUUCCGAUUUAUUCCGAGACACUGAUUGAGGCAUUCAAAGGAAAGAAACGCCAUGAAAUGCCGCCGCACAUCUUCGCAAUUGCAGAUACUGCGUAUCGGUCAAUGCUUCAAGAGCGCGAGGACCAGUCGAUUCUUUGCACGGGAGAAUCGGGCGCCGGAAAGACAGAAAAUACCAAAAAAGUUAUUCAGUAUCUGGCUUAUGUGGCUGGUGCAACCAGACAGAGCAAGAUCACUUCUCCAUCUAAGCAACAGCAGCAGAAGCAGCAUCAUCAUCACCAUCUCGAAAAUGUUAUCGGUGAGCUGGAACAUCAGCUUCUGCAAGCUAAUCCAAUACUUGAAGCAUUUGGCAACAGCAAAACUGUUAAGAAUGACAAUUCUUCGAGAUUCGGGAAAUUCAUCAGGAUUAACUUCGAUAUGUCUGGAUACAUCUCUGGCGCAAAUAUUGAGUUUUACUUGCUGGAAAAAUCGCGCACUUUACGUCAAGCGGCCGACGAGCGAUCAUUUCAUAUAUUUUAUCAGUUUUUACGUGGCACGUCUGCUACCGAGAAAGGGAAUUUCCUACUGGAGGAUGUGGAUAAAUAUCGCUUCUUAAACAACGGUUAUAUCAAUCUUCCAAACGUUGAUGAUGCUAAUGAGUUCCAUAAUACCGUUCGCUCGAUGAAGAUUAUGGGUUUUCAAGAAGAGGAAAUCACAUCGGUUUUGCGGCUAGUUUCGGCUGUUCUACUUUUUGGGAACAUGGAGUUUUUCCAGGAGAAAAAAUCGGAUCAGGCCAUUCUUCCUGACGACAGAGUUGCGCAGAAACUCUGUCACCUUCUGGGUCUUCCACUGGUCGAUUUCACGAAAGCUUUUUUGCGUCCUCGCAUAAAAGUUGGUCGAGAAUUUGUGCAUAAGGCGCAAAGCAAGGAACAGGCCGAGUUCGCCGUGGAAGCAAUAAGCAAGGCGUGCUAUGAGAAAAUGUUUCGGUGGUUAGUGGGCCGUUUGAAUAAGUCUUUGGAUCGGACUCGUCGACAGGGCACUUCGUUUAUUGGCAUUCUGGAUAUUGCUGGGUACCACUGCUCUCUUUUUGCAUUCUCUUGCCCAACAGCAAUGCAAAUAACGAACUUUGAUUUUAGAUUCGAGAUUUUCGAGUUGAAUUCGUUCGAGCAACUCUGCAUCAAUUAUACGAACGAGAAGCUGCAGCAGCUCUUCAACAAUACCAUGUUCAUCUUGGAGCAGGAGGAGUACCAGCGUGAGGGCAUCGACUGGAAAUUCAUUGAUUUCGGCCUCGAUUUACAGCCCACUAUCGAUCUCAUUGAAAAGCCGAUGGGAAUUCUCGCAUUGCUGGAUGAGCAGUGUUUGUUCCCUAAAGCAACUGAUAAAUCGCUAGUAGAGAAAUUACUCGUCAAUCAUGCAAAGCACCCGAAAUUCGUCAUUCCGGAAAUGCGUGCUAAGUCCGAUUUUGCCGUCAUCCACUAUGCUGGCAGGGUGGAUUAUUCGGCUGAUCAGUGGCUUAUGAAAAAUAUGGAUCCACUGAACGAAAAUGUCGUUGCUCUGUUCCAGAACUCCUCCGACCCAUUUGUGGUCAGCAUCUGGAAGGAUGCGGAGUUUGCCGGUAUUUGCGCAUCUGAGUACAGCGAAACAGCAUUCGGCGUGCGCACCAAAAAGGGAAUGUUCCGGACAGUGAGCCAAAUGCACAAGGAGCAGUUGACGCGGUUGAUGACCACCUUACGCAACACGAACCCUCAUUUCGUUCGAUGCAUCAUACCAAAUCACGAGAAGAAAGCAGGCAAAAUCUCAUCGCUACUCGUUUUGGAGCAGCUGCGCUGCAAUGGCGUUUUAGAAGGAAUCCGAAUUUGUCGACAAGGAUUUCCGAAUAGAGUGCCUUUUCAAGAAUUUCGGCAUCGCUAUGAAAUACUCACGCCAAAUGUUAUUCCGAGAGGAUUUAUGGAUGGAAAAGAAGCCGUAAGGAAAAUGAUUGAUGCUCUGGAACUGGAGAGUAAUUUGUAUCGCAUUGGUCAGUCGAAGAUAUUCUUCCGGGCUAGCGUGCUGGCGCAUCUCGAAGAGGAGCGCGACUUGAAGCUUACCGAUCUGAUCGUCUCCUUCCAAGCUCAGUGUCGCGCCUUUCUUGCUAGGCGCCUCUACCAAAAACGCAUGCAGCAGUCCAACGCAAUACGCGUUUUGCAACGAAAUGGUCUGGCAUGGCUUAAACUCAGAAACUGGCAGUGGUGGAGGCUGUUUACUAAGGUGAAACCACUACUGCAAGUGACGAACCAGGAAGCAGCGAUUGCCUUGAAGGAGGAGGAGCUGAAGGUGGUCAAGGACAAGCUGAAUAAGAGGGAGAUCGAGUUUGGCGAAAUUGAGAAACGCCUCAAACAGCUUACCGAAGAAAGGAAUGUCCUUCAGGAGCAGCUGCAGCAGGAGAGCGAGGAGCGAGCAGAAAUUGAAGAAAUGCGCGAAAGAUUAUCUUCGAAGAAAGUAGAACUCGAGGAUAUGCUUACCGAACUCAACUCCAAAUUGGAUGAAGGCGAGGAACAGGUCGAAAAAUUGUCGGAAGAAAAGAAGAAACUGCAGGAGACGGUGCGCGACUUGGAGGAGCAGCUGGAGGAGGAAGAGCAGGCACGCCAGAAGCUUAUGCUUGAUAAAGUGAGUGUGGAUCAGAGGUGGAAGAAACUGGAGGAGAAGCACGCUGAGCUCGCCGAUUCGUACGAAAAGCUGCUAAAAGAGAAGAAGAACGUAGAAGAACGAGCAGCACAGUUAUCGAACCAUCUGUUGGAAGAGGAAGAGAAGGCGAAGCACGUGGGAAAGCAGCGCUCACGCAUCGAGAUGCAGCUGCAGGAGCAUGAGCAGGAACUGAAGAAGGAGAAACAGGCAAGGACUGAAGCGGAGCGUCUCAAGCGGAAGCUCGAAGUAGAAAUGGAGGAGCAGAAGGAUUUGCUUAUGGAGAAAAGGAACAAACUGGAAGAACUGAAUUCACUACUCAGUAAACGUGAAGAAGAAUUGAGCGUACUUUUAACAAAGUCGGAUGAAGACAGUGCCAACAAUGUUAGUUUGCAAAAGCAGAUUCGCGAACUGGAAUCUUCGCUCGAAGAACUGAAAGAAGACCUUGAGAACGAAAAGGUAAUGAGGGAGAAAGCGGAGAAGAGCCGUCGAGAUCUGAAUGAUGACCUGGAGACGCUGAGAACUGAAUAUCUGGAGGCGGCAGACAAAACAGCUGUUUCACUGGAAAUACAAAAGAAAAAAGACGAGGAGCUCAAAGAACUGAAGCGCGCUUUGGAAUCAGCGCAUACAGCGAAUGAUACGAGAGUAGAAGAGCUGAAGCAGAAAUAUCAGAAACAAAUUGAGGAACUGAGCGAGCAGGCCGAACAGCAGAAGCGGAUACGUUUACAAGUGGAAAAGACGAGGAAUUCGUUGGACGCAGAGAAAGCAUCAUUAGCCAGCGAGCUGGCAGUUGCGCAGACGGCCAGGACUGAGGCCGAUAAGAAGCGGAAGCAAGCUGAAGCGGCAUGUGUUGAGCUGAACGCACGCAUCGCAGAGCUCGAUUCCGCAAAAUCGGCGCUUACGCAGCAUCUUGCGAAAGCACAAAGUGAACUGGAUACAGUUGUGAAGCAGAAGGAGGAGGACGAACAAAACGUUUCGGCGCUGCAGCGAAGGAUGGCACUGUGUGAGCAGCAGCUUGCUGAAGUGCAGGAUCAGCUGCAACAGGAAACCAAGAAUAAGCUGGCGAUGCAGACCAGAGUACGGCAGCUGGAGGACGAUCUGGCUGAGUCGCAUGAAGUGCGCGAAGAGAUGGCGCUAAAACGGAAAGAACUUGAGGGGGUGAUCGAUUUCUCUCGUACUUACUGUAGUUUUGUCAAGUCCUUUCUGGGGAGUGUUGUCGGAAAUGCUCAGCUCGAUUCCGCGCGAUUAGCAUUAGCGGAAGCUCGGAAGAAAGCGGAGGAUGGAGUUCUGCAGCAAACGGAGGAACUGAAGAAGAAGACGCAGAGAGAUCUCGAAGCGGUCCAGAAAACACUGGCGGAAACAGAGGUGGCGCGUGAUCGCGCAGAACGCUCCAAGCGGAAGCUGCAGCAAGAAGUAGAAGAUGCUAACAUCGAAUUAAGCAGUGUGAGAACUGCCUGUCGUGAACUGGAGAAGAAGCAGCGGAGAUUUGAUCAACAACUAGCAGAAGAGCGAGCUAACCUUCAAAAGAUUGUGAAUGAACGUGAUGCUCUUGGGCAAGAGUCGCGUGACAGGGAGACCCGAAUUCUAUCGCUUAAUAACGAGCUUGAUGGCUUGCGCUCUCAGCUUGAAGAAUCCGAACGCGUAAAGCGUAUGUUGCAAAUAGAACUUGAUGAGUCGAUGUCCUCAAAAGAUGAUGUUGGCAAAAAUGUGCAUGAGCUGGAAAAAACAAAACGACAGUUAGAGACGGAAUUGCAAGAGCAGCGAGCACAGAUUGAAGAACUUGAAGAUGCUGUGCAAAUUGCUGAAGACGCACGACUACGUUUGGAUGUCAUCCUUCAGCUGGAAAAAACAAAACGACAGUUAGAGACGGAAUUGCAAGAACAGCGAGCACAGAUUGAAGAACUUGAAGAUGCUGUGCAAAUUGCUGAAGAUGCACGACUACGUUUGGAUGUCAUCCUUCAGGGACAGAAAAACGAGCAUGAAAGACUACUAGCAGCGAAAGAACAGGAAAGCGAAGAAAAGCGUCGCUCGUUGCUAAAGCAAAUAAGAGAUCUCGAAAAUGAAUUGGAAAAUGAACGCCGCUCUAGAACUGGUGCUGUUUCGAAUAAAAAGAAAAUUGAAUCCCAGCUGGCAGAAUUGGAGCAGAAACUGGAGCUUGCAAAUAGACUAAAGGAUGACUACUGCAGGCAGUUCAAGAAAUAUCAGCAAAUUGCCAAGGAUGUGCAGCAUGAUAGCGAGGAGGCUAGGCAGUCCAAAGAAGAGCUUGCGAAUGCGUUACGAGAAAUGGAGCGGAAGUUUCGCACAGUCGAUGCAGAAAAUGCUCAGUUACUGGAAGCCAAUGAGACCUUGAUGAACCAGAAGAGGCAGCUGGAGGCAGAAAAAGACGAACUGGAAGAUGCGAAGAGCCGUGGCGGUGGCAUGAACGUUGAUGAGCGCAGGAGACUUGAAGCCAAAAUUGCAGCUUUAGAAGAGGAAGUGGAGGAGGAACAGAGUCUGGCUGAAUUAGCGCUUGAUAAGCAAAGAAAAGCACAGAUACAGCUGGAUGCUGAAAAACAAGCGAUGGAGCGCACAAAUCGUGAACUUAAGAACAAAGUGUCUGAGCUGGAAGCAUCUGCGCAGAGUCGUUCCAGGGCGCAGAUAGCUGCGCUUGAAGCUAAAAUUCAGUAUUUGGAGGAGCAGUACAAUGUUGAGAGUCAAGAACGUGCGAAUGCUACGCGUCAGAUAGCUGCGCUUGAAGCUAAAAUUCAGUAUUUGGAAGAGCAGUACAAUGUUGAGAGUCAAGAACGUGCGAAUGCUACACGUCAGUGGUUGAGCAAGUAUGCUAUCACUUAUUUUAUUUGCCUUCAGUAUCGGCGUAUUGAGAAGCGUUUCGCGGAUGCGAUACUUCAGCUUGAAGACGAACGCCGAAAUACGGAGCAAAACAAGGAACAGGCGGAUAGAGCAAAUACGCGUGCAAGGCAGAUUCGUCGGCAGCUAGACGAAAUGGAGGAAGAGCUGAUACGGGAACGGACGAAAGCGCGGAAUCUGCAGCGGAUGAUUGAUGAUUUAAAUGCAGCAAAUGAUACUCUGGCUCGUGACAACACGAAUUUGCGAGUGCAGCGCCGUCCUGUCCGUGACACGUUGCUGGGUGGUCGACGCGUGCAUCUGCGAAACAAUAGUCCGCAUGAUGAUUUAGAUAGCAUUGGAACUGAAGGUAUUCGCUUCGACUCUUUUCACUGCUAA